Molecule: messenger RNA, 832 nt
Organism: Haliaeetus leucocephalus (bald eagle)
Lineage: Eukaryota; Metazoa; Chordata; Aves; Accipitriformes; Accipitridae
Gene: ALYREF
Product: Aly/REF export factor
Exons: 5
Coding region: 276-566 (96 amino acids)
Biological process (GO): mRNA export from nucleus
Cellular component (GO): nucleus
Molecular function (GO): mRNA binding
Source: RefSeq, a predicted model, not a curated record
UCAGCGAGGUCCCGGUCUCGUUGCAGCCGAAGCAGCUCCCCGAGAAGUGGCAGCACGACCUGUUCGACAGCGGCUUCGGGGCGGGGGCCGGAGUGGAGACUGGCGGGAAGCUGCUCGUCUCGAACCUGGACUUCGGCGUCUCGGAUGCGGACAUCCAGGAGCUCUUUGCAGAGUUUGGGACCUUGAAGAAGGCAGCCGUGCACUAUGACAGAUCUGGCCGCAGUCUAGGGACAGCAGAUGUGCAUUUCGAAAGGAAGGCAGAUGCUCUGAAAGCGAUGAAGCAGUACAAUGGAGUCCCCUUGGAUGGACGCCCCAUGAACAUUCAGCUGGUCACGUCACAGAUCGACACACAGAGGAGACCAGCACAGAGUGUAAACAGAGGUGGCAUGACCAGAAACCGUGGUGGUUCAGGAGGAUUUGGUGGUGGAGGAGGCAACAGGCGAGGUACUCGUGGUGGGAACAGAGGGAGAGGCAGAGGAGCUGGGAGAACUUCCAAACAGCAGCUCUCCGCAGAAGAACUAGAUGCACAGCUGGAUGCUUACAAUGCCAGGAUGGACACCAGCUAAAGCGGUGGGCGGCGGGCACAGGGAAGGACUCCGAUCUCGCUCCACGCUCCCCGGCGGGGGCUGCGGCCGUGGCUACUAAUACCGAGGAUGGGAUUUGUUUUACUUUUACGUUCUGGGAUAGGUUUUAAACUCCUGUAAAGGUUUUUUUUAAUUCUGAAGCAGACCUGUUUUGUACCGAGUUAUUUUUGGGAUAAAUUUUACUGGUUGCCUGUUGGGCCGAGGUGGCUUUUUCACCUUUGCCGUAAUAAAAUAGAACCGUGUCUAGA